This is a messenger RNA of Lepus europaeus (European hare), 4374 nucleotides long. Its product is annotated as ovostatin homolog 2-like. Gene Ontology annotation, molecular function: endopeptidase inhibitor activity. Gene Ontology annotation, cellular component: extracellular region. The coding region runs from base 1 to 4374 and encodes 1457 amino acids. The transcript is spliced from 35 exons. NCBI's taxonomy places the organism in Eukaryota, Metazoa, Chordata, Mammalia, Lagomorpha, Leporidae. The record is from RefSeq and is a predicted model, not a curated record.
AUGGUGCCUACCAUUUUUCUGAGCAUCUUUUUGCUUCAUUUCACUGCUUAUGUGACUUCAGAACCGCAAUAUAUCCUGUGGCUCUCCUCUGUGAUGCAGAGCUACUCCAUAGAAAAAGCUUGUCUUCACCUUUUAAACCUCAACGAAUCCAUAGUCCUGAGUGUUGUCUUAGAAUAUGAUGGAUCCAAUACUACUAUUCUGGAACAGUCUGUGGAAGAGAGUAACUUCUAUGUGUGUGCAGAUUUCAAGGUCUCUCAGAAGUCCUCUGAGCAGCUGGCUUUUGUGACAUUAUUGGCUAAGGGAGAAACCCUUACAAUCUCAGAGAGGAGAUCCGUAGCAAUCACGUCACAGGAGACGAUAGCUUUUAUCCAGACAGAUAAACCCAUCUAUAAACCUGGAGAUGACGUUCAAGUUCGCAUUGUGUCGCUGGAUACAAAGUUCAAGCCUGCUGAGGAUAUGUAUCCUUUAAUCACACUUCAGGAUCCUCAAAACAAUAGGAUUUUUCAAUGGCAAAAUGUGACUUCUUUCCAAAAUAUUACCCAACUGUCAUUCCGAUUGAUUUCAGAACCAAUGUUUGGAGAUUACUCGAUUGUAGUGACAAGAAAAGCAGGGAGGACAUUGACACACAGCUUUGCUGUUAAUAGAUACGUGUUGCCCAAGUUUGAAGUUAAGAUCAGUGUACCACAAACGGUAACUAUUACAGUUGAUGAAUUCCAGGUGGAUGCAUGUGCUAAGUACACCUAUGGCCAGUCUGUGCAAGGGAAAGCCCAAAUCCGAGUGUGCAGAGAACUUUUUUAUUCUACGAAUUGUGAGAAAGAAAACAAUGAAAUAUGUGAGCAAUUUAUUGCACAGUUGAAAAAUGGUUGUGUUUCUCAGAUUGUGAAUACCAAAGUCUUCCAACUGUACCGUUCUGGGUUUCACAUGACAUUUCAAACCACAGUGACUGUUACCGAAUUUGGGACAGGUGUGCAGAUCAGUGAAAAGGCCUCUAUUUUCAUCUCUCAAUUGCUUGGAAGUGUCAGUUUUGAGAACACGGACCCUUUCUACAGAAGAGGGAUUUCUUAUACUGGAACUCUUAAAUUUUUGGGUCCCAAUAAUGUGCCUAUGGUGAGCAAAUUGUUGCAAUUGGAGCUCAAUGACAAACUUAUAGGAAAUUACACCACAGAUGAGAAUGGUGAAGCUCGGUUUUCUAUUGACACUUCAGAUAUAUUCGACCCGGAGUUCAGCCUGAAAGCCACGUAUGUCCGACCUAAGAACUGCUAUCUUCCCAGCUGGUUGACACCCCAGUACAUGGACUCACAGUUCUCAGUCUCACGCUUCUACUCCCGAACCAGCAGCUUCCUGAAGAUUGUUCCCGAACCAAAGCAGCUUAGAUGCAGUGAGCAGAAGAUUGUCACAGUGCAUUACUCCCUGUACAGCGAAGUGUACGAGGAAGGCUCCAAUGUAAACUUCUUCUAUCUGGUGAUGGUACGUGGAGCUCUCUUCCUCACUGGACAAAAGGAAAUCAAGCACAAAGCCCGGAAUGGAAACUUCUCAUUCCCCAUCAACAUCAGUGCUGACCUGGCUCCUGUAGCUGUCGUGUUUGUCUACACCCUUCACCCCAGUGGCGAAAUUGUUGCCGACAGUGUCCGAUUCCAGAUUGACAAAUGCUUUGAAAACAAGGUGAGCAUGAAGUUCUCUAAGGUGCAGGGGCUCCCUGGCUCCAAUGCUACCAUCUGGCUUCAAGCAGCUCCUGGCUCAUUCUGUGCCCUCCGGGCUGUGGAUAAAAGUGUCCUUUUGCUGAGACCCGAGCAGCAGCUGUCUGCUGAAAAUGUAUACAACCUGCUCCCAAAUAUAGAUCCACAAGAUUAUUUCUUCCAUGGUUUCAAUCUGGAUGAUAGCAAAGUAGACCCUUGCAUUCCUCAGAAGGAUAUGUUUUACAAUGGAUUAUAUUAUAUACCUGUAAGCAACCAUGGCGAUGGAGACAUCUAUGAUAUUAUUAGGGCUAUGGGUCUGAAAGUAAUUACCAAUCUCCAUUACCGGAAGCCUGAAGUAUGUUCAGCGGAGAGAAAUCUGCUGUUUCCUAGGCCCCCACAUCUAGAAACAGGAAGAACUGUCAUGAUGUAUGGUAUCCCAUCUAGAAGUGCAACCGGUGAUGGCAUAGAGGAUAAUGUUGACUAUGUGGAACAGGCUGUAAGGGAAACAGUAAGAAAACAUUUUCCAGAGACAUGGAUAUGGGACCUCGUCAGUAUUGAUUCCUCAGGUUCAGCCGAUCUUUCCUUCAGCAUCCCUGAUACAAUAACCCAGUGGGAAGCCAGUGCCUUCUGUGUGAGUGGUGAUGCAGGAUUUGGCAUUUCAUCCGCAGCCUCGCUGGAAGUCUCCCAAUCUUUCUUUGUUGAAGUUGCCUCACCCUUUUCAGUUGUUAGAAAUGAGCAAUGGGAUUUGAUUGUCAAUGUCUUCAGCUACAUGAACACAUGUGUAGAGAUUUACGUUCAGUUGGAAGUAUCUCAGAAUUAUGAAGCAAAUAUCAACACCCCGAAAAACAAUGGCAGUGAGAUUAUCCAAGCUGGAGAGAAAAAAACAUAUAUCUGGACUAUUACACCUAGGAAACUGGGAAAAGUGAAUAUCACCAUAGUUGCUGAGUCUAAACAAAGUAGUGCUUGCCCCAGUGAAGCAACUGAGCAGCAAAAUUUAAACUGGAAAGAUACCGUGGUCAAGAGCUUAUUGGUAGAGCCUGAAGGUAUUGAAAAAGAAACGACCCAGAGCUUUCUUAUCUGCACAGAAGGUACCAAAGCCUCCAAACAGGUUGUUUUGGAUUUGUCGAAUGAUGCAGUUGAAGGAUCAGCCAGAGCCUUUUUUACUAUUGUGGGGGACGUUCUAGGAGUUGCAACACAGAAUAUGGAGAGUCUUCUCCAAAUGCCUUAUGGAUGUGGAGGACAGAAUAUUGCUCUUCUGGCUUCUGACACCCAUGUCCUUGACUAUCUGAAAUCCACUGGACAACUCACAGAGGAAGUUAAAUCUAAGGCUUUAUUUCUCUUAUCUAAUGGUUAUCAAAAGCAAUUGUCUUUCAAAAAUUCUGAUGGUUCAUAUAACGUGUUUUGGCAGAGGAAUCAGAAAGGAAGCUUAUGGCUUAGUGCCCUUACUUUUACAACAUUGGAGAGGAUGAAGGAAUAUGUAUUCAUUGAUGAAAAUGUUCAAAAACAGACCUUAAUCUGGCUUUCAAGCAAACAGAGGACAAAUGGUUGCUUUAAAAGUGAUGGCAAACUUUUCAACAAUGCCUGGGAGGUAACUGUUGGUGACAAAGACGACAUUUUCCUUACUGCCUAUAUUGUUGGAGCCUUCCUGGAAGCUGGCCUCAAUUUCACUUUUCCUGCUUUACGAAAUGGGAUUUUUUGUCUAGAGGAGGCACUUAAAGGUGGUGUCACUGAUGGCUACAAUCAUGCAAUCUUAGCUUACACUUUUGCAUUAGCUGGAAAAGAGGAGCAAGUGGAAUCCUUAUUGAAUACCCUGGAUCAGUCUGCUACAAAAAUAAAUAAUGUGAUACACUGGGGAAGAGAAAAGAAAUCUAUGACAGAAGAAUCCCCAUCCUCUACACCUUAUGCUGUUUCAGCUGAGACUUGGAAAACUUGCUAUGUGCUGUUGGCUGUCAUUUCUAGGAAGAUCUGUGACCUCACCUAUGCUAGUAAGAUCGUGCAGUGGCUUGCCCAACAGAUGAACUCCCACGGAGGCUUCUCUUCCACCCAGGACACUGUGGUCUGCCUUCUUGCCAUAACCCGCUAUGUGAAGUUAACCUUCUCUAAUCAUCAAAACACUGUCACCUUCAGCAGCAGCGAAUCCAGUGAGAUUUUUAAGGUCAACAGUGAGAACCGCUUACUAGUGCAACGUUCAGAACUACCAAGAGCACAUGGGCAAUACACAGUGGACGUGGAAGGACAUGGUUGCGUAUUUAUCCAGGCCACCCUUAGGUAUAACAUGCUUCUACCUAAGAAGGCAUCUGGAUUUUCCCUUUCUUUGGAAGUUGUAAAGAAUAAUUCUUCAGAUAUUUUCCAGACUAAAUUUGAUCUUACAGUGACCCUCAGAUAUAAUGGAAUUCACAGUAACUCCAACAUGGUCAUUGUUGAUGUAAAAAUGCUGUCAGGAUUUACUCCAGUCAUAUCAUCCAUUGAGGAGCUUGAAAACCGUGGCCAGGUGAUGAACACUGAAGUCAGGAAUGAUCAUAUUCUCUUCUACUUGGAAAAUGAUUUUGAUACAGCAAACAGUUUCACUAUUUCUGUUGAGCAAAGCAACCUUGUGUCCAACAUUCAGGCAGCCCCAGUCGUGGUGUACAACUAUGAUGAAAAAGAUGAAUAUGCCCUUGAUUUUUACAACAUAAAUAGUAUUUCAGCUUCCCAGUGA